AAGCCGGUCACUACUCUAACAGUCAGAACAUGAACAAGUUCAUCGUCGCGGUUUUCGUUUCGGUCAUCGCAGGAGCUUUGGCCGACUACGGUGCGCCGCCACCACCCAAGUACGAGGCCCCCAAGGGAGGAUACGAGUCCAGUGGCGGCUAUGGUGCUCCAGCUAAGGGAGGAUACGAAUCGAGCGGAGGUUACGCUGCCCCAGCAAAGUACGAGGCCCCGAAAGGAUACGCAGCACCUCCUAAAUACGAGGCACCCAAGGGAUACGCAGCACCAGCACCGAAAGGAGGCUACGGAGGUGGUGGUGGCUACGCACCGGUUGUGCACACUUACGCCGCGAAGGCUCCUUCGGUGAAAUGCGGAGCUAGUCUGUUGGUUGGAUGCGCUCCCAGCAUAUCUAAGGUACCAUGCAUCCCAAGCAAGGGCGGAUACGGUGGCGGCAGCAAGGGUGGAUAUGGAGGCGGAAAAGGUGGAUACCGUGCCCACAUGGAGCACGAGGAAGAAGCCGAUGAGUUCGAGGAAUAAGCGCUAGCAGUGGAUAAAUGGCUAUAGGGACUGAACAUUACGCAAUGGGUACGCAAAUUGGUUAAUAAAACACUAUUUAAUGGAA
Messenger RNA from Toxorhynchites rutilus septentrionalis, 609 nucleotides. RefSeq names its product vitelline membrane protein 15a-2-like. The transcript has a single exon. The record is from RefSeq and is a predicted model, not a curated record. The coding region runs from base 30 to 524 and encodes 164 amino acids. Lineage: Eukaryota; Metazoa; Arthropoda; Insecta; Diptera; Culicidae.